Macadamia integrifolia is the source of this 600-nucleotide messenger RNA. RefSeq lists its product as uncharacterized. The record is from RefSeq and is a predicted model, not a curated record. The transcript has 2 exons. The coding region runs from base 74 to 568 and encodes 164 amino acids. NCBI's taxonomy places the organism in Eukaryota, Viridiplantae, Streptophyta, Magnoliopsida, Proteales, Proteaceae.
UGACAAUAAGCCAUUUUCAGGAAUCAGAGCUCAAUAACCAGAGAAUUGAAUAGUUCCAAGUGUGAGCAAAGAGAUGGAUAGAGAACCAGAGGAGUUCCAAUUCAUGGGUUUGAUCGGAAUCUACAAGGAAUCCUUCAAGAUUAUCUUCAAAUGGCGAAAACUCUUCAGCAAGAUCACCCUUGCGCUUAUCCUCCCACUCACCUUCAUCUUCCUAGCUCACACCCAAGUCUCUGAGCUCAUCUUCUCCAAGAUCAACCACAAGUACCAUCACCUCCACGAUUCAACCUUGUCGGAAUUGAUCGCUUUCUUUCUCUUCGAGGCAGCUUACCUUGUCAUUCUUCUCAUGUUCUCCCUUCCCUCCACCUCCGCUGUUGUGUACCCUAUAGCUUCUAUUUACACUGCCAAAGAAGUGACCUUCAAGAAGGUCAUGACCUUCGUCCCCAAGGUUUGGAAGCGCCUCAUGAUCACCUUCCUAUGGAGCUUCAUCAUCCUCUUCUUAUACAAUGUUGUGGAGGUGGUUUUCUUAGUACUUAUUAUCUUAUUCGUUCCUGGUUCCACGGUGAGGUGAGUUGGGUCUCUUCUAGAGAGAGAGAGAGAGAG